GCAGAUUUGUCACAAUGGGAUACGAUACGGAUUUUUUAAGCAUUGUUAAUAUGAAUGCCUCCGGACGGAAAGGCCACAAGUUUAUGGAUUUCCGAAAGUUCGGACUUCAUAGUAUUGUAGAGAACGAAAAACCAAACCUGCUCUUCCUGCCGGGUGACGAUCCAGAUCCGGAUACACUAAUCAAAAUGAACUACGAAACUCUGACGCUGGAGCAAGCAGAGCAAGAAACGGUGUUACUGUACGACGUUAACCGACUACGGCUCAGAUCCAAAACCGAACUUCCGGAGAUUCAAAUACCAGGAUUGGAGUAUGGGAAGUAUGUCGCUCCGAUGAUGCAAAUUCUUCCUCCGCAACCAAGAAGUCAAGAGUCCGUGGUUAAGGAGUUUGUAUGCGUGUCCUGGCACUACAGUAUUACACGUUUAAAUGGUUCGCAAAACCUAUUUGAGAUCGGUCGUCGCCUUAUGAUAUAUGCGGAGUUUAUGGCCUGGGCUUCCGGAAGUGAAGUUCUGAUUGGCGGAGACUUUAAUCUUGAAGUAGAACAGAUAGACACACUGAUAAAAGAGCACAAUCAGAGGAUAGAGCAACAUGUAGAUGAUCUAAAGCCAUUCUUUGAGAGUGAGUACGGUUUGAUGCCUUGUAUGACAGAAACGACACAGCGACCCAUGAGAAGACAGCGUCAACUUAAACUUCACAAAUGUGUAAAGUCAAAGGCUGAAAAUUUCUUUAUCGCCUCCAAAGAAAUGCAGCUUUGUCAUACAAGAAAUGUGCAGCUGGACAGACUCGCUUAUAGUGCCACCGCUCUGAAAGUCGCCACUAAAUUACCGGAAGUCGACCCAAACCCGACUCGAACUCGGCAAGAGUACCAGCGUGAGCGUCCAAAACCUAGCACAACAGACCGGGUUCGAUAUUCAGAAUAUUGUCCAGCUCCAUCAAGAACCGAAAUGUAUAUCCCACAACGCCCACCCAAACACCAUGGGGGAUGACUCAGGCUCAGUACAGCUGUCCGACA
This is a messenger RNA of Saccostrea echinata, 1009 nucleotides long. RefSeq lists its product as uncharacterized. Lineage: Eukaryota; Metazoa; Mollusca; Bivalvia; Ostreida; Ostreidae. Bases 15 to 983 code for a protein of 322 amino acids. The transcript has 2 exons. The record is from RefSeq and is a predicted model, not a curated record.